CCGUUGAUGGUGGCAGACCAAAAAGUUUCACCGUGGGCCGUUGAACAGACGAUUCAAACUCUAGUCAUCUAGCUUUUCCUUGUGUUUGCAGAGUCGCAUCUCUCUCUCUCUCUCUCUCUCUCUCUAUAUCUCUCCGAGUCUUUCUUUUGUUUGCCUUGCUCGGCGAGAACCGCGUUUUAAUUGAGCAGUUUCUGGGUUGCAUUCAUUUUUGGGCAUUAAGGUUUAAAAGGUCAACAAGCAGUAAAGCCACAAAUGCAGGCAUCAAGAGCAAGGCUAUUCAAAGAAUACAAAGAGGUGCAGCGAGAGAAAGUAGCUGAUCCAGAUAUUCAACUUGCUUGUGAUGAUACUAACAUAUUUAAAUGGACUGCUCUUAUUAAGGGACCAUCAGAGACUCCCUAUGAGGGUGGUGUAUUCCAGCUUGCUUUUGCUGUUCCGGAGCAGUAUCCUCUGCAGCCUCCGCAAGUGAGGUUUUUAACCAAAAUUUUCCAUCCAAAUGUGCAUUUCAAGACAGGAGAGAUUUGCCUUGAUAUUUUGAAGAAUGCCUGGAGCCCUGCCUGGACACUUCAAUCUGUUUGUAGGGCUAUAAUUGCUUUAAUGGCUCACCCAGAGCCUGAUAGUCCGCUCAACUGUGAUUCAGGCAAUCUUUUGCGAUCUGGUGAUAUUAGAGGGUUCCAUUCGAUGGCAAGGAUGUAUACUAGGCUUGCAGCCAUGCCUAAGAAAGGCUGAAUGGUGAUUUGCAAUUGAUUGCCUUUUAUAUCGGAAAGCAUGAUGUUCUUGACGAUUGGCCUGGGUCUAAUUGUAUCAUAGUGUCAUGGUUGUAAUAAUCAGAAAACCAUUCCUCCCUGAUAAUAUUAAUUUGUAGUCUUUCAUUUUAAAAUUUUUGCACAUAAUAUUGUGAUCGAAGGCAGGAAAACACCUUGCCAUUUGUUCACGUUGUUUGAUGUCUGUGGGAUGUUUAAUUAAAGUUAUUGACUCUUCGAGAAUUUGUGAACACAA
Messenger RNA from Ziziphus jujuba (common jujube), 996 nucleotides. RefSeq names its product protein PEROXIN-4. NCBI's taxonomy places the organism in Eukaryota, Viridiplantae, Streptophyta, Magnoliopsida, Rosales, Rhamnaceae. The record is from RefSeq and is a predicted model, not a curated record. The coding region runs from base 253 to 726 and encodes 157 amino acids. The transcript is spliced from 6 exons.